AUGGCCAACAUUUCCGUGAGUGCACGAGGAAGAGACGGCAAAAUCAUACGAAUUACACGGGACACUGAGACUUCUACAUCGACUUCGAUGAAUCCCCCAGAGAGGAUUCGACCGACAACUUCAAGGAGAAGAAGACGUAUGAUUAUUGAAGACGACGAUGAAGGACAUAAUGAUCAGGGGGAGCCUUCUAUAGUGCAUGAGGAAGAUGUGGUACAUGGGCAGAUGGAUGAACAUGAGCAUAUGGUGCACGAGCAGGUGGAUGUACAUGAGCAGGAGGAGGCUGCACCUGCUCAUGAGGGAGAGCAUAUGGAGGAGGAACAUGAUGAAGCUGAGGGACCUGGUGAGUUGACACGGUAUCCUGGAGGGCCUUAUGAUUUGUCUGUCCUUACACGAUACCGUUAUCAUGUUUCAGCUAGACUAUGGUUUGGUGAGCGACCAUUGCUGAAAAUUGUUGCGCAUGGGAAGAAAAUCCAACAAUUUACUCUGCCGCAUUCCGAGACAUCGUCAUUUCACAUGCCAUUUGGUGAAAUGACGAUUACUUUGGAUGAUGUUGCCAAUCUUCUCAUAUUGCCUAUUAGGGGUGAGUUCUACAGUCCACCCGAUGUAGAUAUAGUAACGGCAUGUAAUCUUGCCGUCCAUACAUUAGGAGUGACCACAGAAGAGAUCUGGGAGGAGACCAAAAAGACUAGAGGUGCACACUGUAGACUGGAUUGGUUGAAGGAGAUCUUCAGAAGGCAAUGUGCAGCAGAGAGGUUUGAAUGUGCUGCUAGGGCAUAUCUGUUGAAUUUAGUCAGGAGUACUAUUUUGUUUGAUAAGAGUCAUACUCUAGUUGAUGCGAAAUACCUUCCUUUAUUCAGAUAUUUAGACGGCACAGAUAAAUAUGCAUGGGGUACUGCUGCACUAGUGGUGCUUUAUGACUACCUCUCAGAUGCCUGCUAUUAUGACAUCAAACAGCUAGGUGGAUAUAUGACGCUGCUUCAGGUAUCAAUUAUAUUUUAG
Messenger RNA from Cicer arietinum (chickpea), 999 nucleotides. The record is from RefSeq and is a predicted model, not a curated record. Lineage: Eukaryota; Viridiplantae; Streptophyta; Magnoliopsida; Fabales; Fabaceae.